AUGGCCGGUGAAUUGCAAAGCCCAAAUGGUUUUCGAACUCUAAUUAUUGAUGAGAUCAGUAAUGAUUUACCCACACAAACAAUAGAUAAAAAUUCAUUACGAAUUCCAUCUCAUCUUAGAUUGGCUGACCCACGAUUUCACGAACCAGGAAAGAUUGACAUCCUUCUUGGAGCAUCAGUGUUUUGGGAGCUAUUAUCAGUAGGACAAGUCAAGCUAUCUGAAAAUUUGACUUUGCAAAAAACUAGAAUUGGAUGGGUUGUAACAGGAACAACAACAACUUCAAUGACAACGCCAUUACAAUGUCAUUUCAUCAAAACUGAUCCAAUAGCAAAUCAAUUGGAACGUUUUUGGAAAAUCGAGGAACGUACAAUGGACAAGAUCAUUUCAGCAGAAGAUAAAAAAUGUGAAGAAUUGUUUCAGAAAUCUAUUACAAGAUUCAACGAUGGAAAAUUCAUGGUCCAAAUGCCAUUAAAGGAAUCACCUGAGAAACUGGGUGAAUCGAAAUUAUCAGCUUUACAGAGAUUGCAAGCCUUGGAAAAACGAUUCAAAGGUAAUCAAAGAUUUAAACAAACUUAUCAAGAAUUUAUGACUGAUUACAAUGAUAUGAACAUGUCAGAGUGUGAAGAGGAUGACAAUGGAUCUCUCUCAAUGGAUUCUUUUUAUCUACCACAUCAUGGAGUGUUUAAUCAAAACAAUCAAACUACCAAGUUGCGUGUAGUGUUCGAUGGCUCAGCAAAAUCUGAUUCCGGCUGGUCAUUAAAUGAACUACAAUACAUUGGUCCAACAAUUCAAGAUGAAUUGUUCUCAAUAGUUGUUCGUUUUAGAUUCUAUAGAUAUGCGGUAUGUGCAGACAUAAAAAAGAUGUACCGGCAGAUCUGGAUUGAACGUUCACAAAGGAAUUUGCAGAAGAUUUUGUGGAGAAAUGAAUCUGAUGAACCAAUCAAAACAUACAAACUAAAUACCGUUACUUAUGGCACAACGAGUGCACCAUUUCUGGCUGUUAGAUGUUUGAAACAAUUAUCAACCGAGACCAAGAAAGAACAUCCAGAGGCAUCAAGAGUAAUAGCAUCCGACUUCUACGUGGAUGAUUUGAUCACAGGUGGAGAUUCAAUAAGAGAAACAUCAAAGGUAAUAAAGGAAAUUAUUUCGAUAUUGAGUUCAGCAAAGUUCGAGUUACACAAAUGGAUUUCUAACAGUGAGCAUCUCUUGAAUGAAAUUCUUGUUGAGCCAAACAGAAAUGAUGCUGUCGAAAUUAGUGAUGGAGAAUCAUCAAAAACAUUAGGGUUAUAUUGGUUUUGCAAAUCAGAUUACUUGUUUUUUAAAAUUGGAGAAUUACAACAACAAACAAUCACGGAGAGAUCGAUUUUAUUAGAUAUUGCCCAGAUCUUUGAUCCAUUGGGAUUGUUGAGUCCUUGUGUUAUUAUUUCAAAAAUGAUUUUGCAGAGAUUAUGGCAAGAAAAGUUGUCUUGGGACGAAUCACUUCCAUUAGAGAUAUACUCAAAAUGGGAUACAUUUAGAAGUCAGUUGUCAAUAUUAAACACGGCAACUAUUCAAAGAUCUCAAGGUAAAAUAAAGACAGUAGAAUUACAUGGCGUUGCAGAUGCAUCUCAGGAAGCAUACGGAGCAUGUAUAUACGUUCGAAGUGUCAACACAUAUGGUCAAAUUUGCGUCCAUCUACUUUGCGCUAAAACAAGGGUGGCACCAAUAAAACCAUUGACAACACUACUAUUGGAAUUAUGCGGGUGUCUCAUUCUAGCUCAAUUAAUGAAUAAAAUAAUAUCAUCAUUAAGAAUUGAUAUAGAAACCUGUUAUCUUUGGUCGGAUUCAUCUGUUGCAUUACAUUGGAUAAAAACACCGGCUAAUCUUUUGCAGACAUUUGUGGGAAAUAGAGUGUUACAAAUACAAGAGCUUACUCAACCAAAUGAUUGGUAUCAUGUAAACACUAAAGAAAAUCCAGCAGAUUUAUUAUCAAGAGGAGUUAACCCUAAAGAUUUAAUUAACAACUCAUUAUGGUGGCACGGACCUGAUUGGUUGAUGAACGAUAAAAGAAGCUGGCCGCAGUCAAAAAUUAAGUUUGAAGGUAAACUUCCAGAGUUAAAAUCAAAUGUUUCAGUUUUAAUAAGUCAAAUUAAAACUAAUGUGAUAGAAUUUCAAAGAUUUUCCAAUUACAACCGUUUGCAGCGUUCAGUCGCUUACUGUUUGAGAUUUAUUACAAAUUGUCAAAUGGAAAAACAAAACCGAGAGUUUGGUUCUUUAACACCAAUGGAAAUAUCUAAGGUUACGGAAGUAAUCUUAAAAUUGAGUCAAAUCGAUUGUUUUUCUGAAGAAAUUAAACAACUACAAGUAGGAAACAGUAUUCGCAAGGGAUCUUUACAACAUUUAAACCCAUUUAUAGAUGAGAAUGGAUUAAUACGUGUAGGGGGAAGACUAACAAAUUCUAAGUUCGAUUACGAGAAAAGGCAUCCAAUUGUUAUGUCAAGUAAACACCCAGCUGUAGUUUUGAUUUUUAGAUAUUAUCAUAUUAAAUUCAUGCACAUAGGAUCUCAACAGUUGUUGCCAUUAAUAAGAGAUCAAUAUUGGCCUAUAUCAGGUAGAAAUUUGGCACGCAUAACAACAAAGAAAUGCGUUACAUGUUUUAAGACUAAACCUAUUAACAGCAUAUUUCCGAUAAUGGGUUCUUUACCGGAGCAAAGAGUAACGGCGACUUUUCCAUUUAAUUCUGCAGGAAUAGACUAUACAGGUGCAUUCACCAUAAAGGAUAGAAAAGGCAGAGGUAGUAAAACAUCAAAAUGUUACAUAUGUCUCUUUAUUUGCUUAUCUACCAAGUCGAUUCAUUUGGAACUUGUUACUGAUUUGAGUACUGAUUCAUUUUUGCUGGCAUUGAGAAGAUUUGUGGCACGAAGAGGAAAACCUAGCCAUAUUUUUUCUGAUAAUGGAACAAAUUUUGUUGGUGCAAAUAAGGAAUUGCAGCAGUUAGCAACAAUGCUCAAUGAUAAUACUCACAACGAUUGCUGA
This is a messenger RNA of Onthophagus taurus, 3015 nucleotides long. RefSeq lists its product as uncharacterized. The record is from RefSeq and is a predicted model, not a curated record. Lineage: Eukaryota; Metazoa; Arthropoda; Insecta; Coleoptera; Scarabaeidae.